This is a messenger RNA of Cynoglossus semilaevis (tongue sole), 1431 nucleotides long. RefSeq lists its product as uncharacterized. The coding region runs from base 109 to 1044 and encodes 311 amino acids. The record is from RefSeq and is a predicted model, not a curated record. Lineage: Eukaryota; Metazoa; Chordata; Actinopteri; Pleuronectiformes; Cynoglossidae. The transcript is spliced from 10 exons.
AAAGAGCAGGUUCAGUUAUGUGGGUACAUCUCAGUGUUGUGCAGCAGGUGCAAGCUUCACGAAACCUAAUAUUGAGCAGAAGGAUUUAGAGCUUAACUCAAAUCCACAAUGAUUUUACACAGCUUCACCGUGUUGUUGGUUUGGUCGAUGCUCGGAUUCGUGAGCUGUGCAAAUAUGGAAAAGCCUACUGAACAUCUGACUGUGGUCCUGGGAGAUCCUGUGACAUUCAACUGCACCUACAACUGCAGCAGUGGAUUUGUCCGCGGCUGUUGGAGCAAAACAGCCGACAUGUCAGGCUGCCAUGGCACCAUCAUCAGCCGGAAUCCCUGCACUAUUUCACUUCACCUGCCAAAUGUGUCCAGUGAUGACGUCCAGAAGAACUACACCUGCUACACAGAGAACACAGAGGAGCCUGAUCUGGCCCACAAAACCCAGCACGUUGUUUAUCUGCGACUAGAAGAAACACCUUUUAUAUCUCCAGCUCGAACAAGUGCCCCACACUGGACUGUGAGCCCAAGGAAUGAAAGUAAAAAUGAAACUGUUCUCAGUAAAGAGGAAGAUUCUCAAAGUGGAACAAAUACAGGAUAUGUCAUUUUACCAGUUAUCACUGCUGUAGCCAUUGUACUGACAGCAGUGGCUGCUUUUCUGUGGUUGAAGAGGAAGAACCAAGAAAGUAAAGAGGGACCACCAGUGAUGAGUUCAUCACUGGCCUCACCCACUGCUGUUGCCUCACCAAACACUGGACUGUCCAAACAAAGUGAAAGAGUAACGUUGCUGCUUCCAACAGCAGACAAUGACAGUGAUGAUGAUGAUGAUGAGGUUCCAUACGCUGACAUCAUGAUCACUGUCAGAGGUGUCAGCACACCAGAACUCUCUCAGAUGAAUUAUUUGGCCUCUGAAAAUCAAAGAGAGUAUCGGGGGAACGUUUCCAGGUCUCAUCUACAGGCCACACGUUCUGCCGACCGACUGCACGUCCCACUGCCCAGGGAUGUCAGCCGCAAGAUGAGCACGAACUCUGAAUACGCAGUCAUCACGUACGCCUGAGGAGUGAGGGGCACACGUCUGACCCUUGGUGUAUAAAUGCUCACAUUAAGGUUCUGCUCUUCAGGACCUCUCUGACCUGCUUCAUUUGUUCACUGGUUGUUUUUGCUCAAUCCUUAAAGCAGGAUCCUUUACAGUUGAAACUCCGAAGCUGUGGCACAAUUUGCCCUAAAAUAUUAACCAAACAUCUUACUUAAAAAAAAUAAAUGUACUUUUCAAAAAUGUUAAAAAAAUCUUUUUUCCCUUUGACUUCCCUUUGUAUUUGGCUUUUAUUGUUAUUUUUUCCACAUACAGUAAUUACAUUUCAUCUCUUAUAAGUGGGUUUUUAUAAUUAUUUUUGUUCAUCACUUCAACCUUGUUGUCCUUAAUAAAGUGGAUUCAGAUUUUUUU